Chilo suppressalis (striped riceborer) is the source of this 2278-nucleotide messenger RNA. NCBI's taxonomy places the organism in Eukaryota, Metazoa, Arthropoda, Insecta, Lepidoptera, Crambidae. The record is from the annotation of a GenBank genome assembly.
CAAAAACGUUUUUAAGUAUAAAAACUAAUCUGAAUCAAAAUACUUGAUUAACUUGACUAUUUCUGUUAAAGAACAGUCUACAAUGGACGCGAAAAAGUCGGUAAAGGAAUGUCAUCCACAAAAAUACUACCUCAAAUUACUGCUCAGAGUCAUCUAUUACUUGGGAAUGGGCGAUUGUUGGUACGAGAAGACAGAACGCAGCAGGACCCACAAGAUCUUGUACGGCAUUUGGGCGUUCAUUUAUAACAGCUACCUAAUUCUUAAUACUAUCAACGAGGUAACUGCUAACUUCAGAUCAGAUUUGACUGUAAAAGAGAAAAAUGAUAUGAUCAGCUUUACUUUUGCACAUCCAUGCUUGUGCGUCAAAUUCAUGAUUUUGAUAUUUCAAAAAGAGCGCGUGCGAAAUUUAUUUAAACGUAUGAUGGAGGAUAACAGAUCUAUUUACUCUUCUAUAGAUUUAGAUAAAGAGAGUGUUAGAAAGGCUAUUAUUUAUUCUAUCUGUUUGGUUGUCGUAACAUAUGGGACUCUCUUUUUUACCCUUAUGGACGGGAUAUUUACUUAUAUCUCACAAGGCAUUCCGAUACGAACAGAAGUGGUUAUGUACCCGACCAGAUACAAUUCUGGCUUUUUCGUCAAUAUACUCCGCUUCUUGGUGGAACUUCACUGGUGGUGCAUGGUCACCAACAUGCUCGUGGCCGACUGUCUUUGUGUUUCUACAUUGAUAUUCUCGGGCUAUAAAUUCAAAAUAGUCACGAAGUACUUCAAUAAUUUGAGGAAGAAAACCCGAAAUAAGAUUGGGACUAAAAGCAGGUUGGCUUUGAGAGACGAUUUUGAGAAGGAUUUCAAGCUCGGAAUCCAGUUACAUGAAGAGGCUUUGUGGUGUGCUGAGUACGUACAAUAUGCCAUCGGGAAUCUUUACAGCGUCCAAGUCUUCGAGACCAUCACAGUGCUGGUCAUGUGCCUCGUCAGGCUUGUGAUAAACGAGAGGGACGUGUUAUUCCUUUUAGCAGUCCUGACGUACAUCUGCUGCUUGUUCGCGUUGACAUAUGCUUAUUUCAGUGCCGCUGGUGACGUCACAUACCACGCGUCGACGGUGAGCACGUCGAUGUUCCACUGCGGCUGGGAGUUUGUGGCCGGGAGUAAGUCGCUGCGGUCGAUGGCGGUGGUGGCGAUACAGCGAAGCCAAGUGCCGGUCUACAUGACCGCCUUCGGGGUCGUGCUGCUGUCCUACUCCAACUUCAUAUCGUUGAAGCACCUGUUUGUGGAAAAUUAUCAUCAUCAGCCUAUUAAUAACCCCACUGCAGGGGAACAGGCCUUCCCUAUGGAUGGAAUAGGGAGAUUGGGCCAUGAGCCGCCACGCGGGCGCAGUGCGGAUUGGCGGGAGCUAACGACUGCAGAUGCAGCCGGGACCAAAGGCUUAACGUGCCUUCCGAAGCACAAUACGGAACUCGAGGAAAUUCAAUUAACCAUCAAAGAAGCUAUGAAAAACUUUGAGAGCGAACUUCGUGACAUCAAAAAUGAACUCAAUGCAUUGAAAGAGUUAAAAAACUCGAUUGUCUUCCUAACUGCGGUAUCAAAAUUUAAUAAGGCCAACUCAAAAGAUAAGCUUAACACCGUGCAACUGGGCUAUGGUUGUGAGAAAACAGCUGUCUAUGUUUCUGAACAUCUCUGCCCGUAUUACAAAGGGCUGCACGCGGAAACCAGAAAAAUAGCACGAGAAAAAGGCUAUAAAUAUGUUUGGAUACGGAACGGGCGAAUCUUUAUACGCAAGAAUGAUGAAUCACCGGCUGGGCAGGUUAAGGCAGGUUACGUGAGUAGUAUAACGGGAAUCGGGCCUUACCUGGUCGAAUGGAUGACCCGGCGACACGGCUCCUUAUCUUUCCGACUUGUGCAGGUGAUGACUGCCCAUGGGGCUUUCGGCCACUACCUGCACAGGAUCGGAAGAGAGCCGGAUAUCCGCUGUCAUCAGUGCGGGGCUGGUGACGACACGGCGCAGCAUGCUUUAGAGGCUUGUGCGGCUUUUGACGCUGAACGGCGCCAGCUCGUCACUGUUGUGGGACGGGACCUCUCGCUGCCGACUCUGGUGAGAGCUAUGGUCGACAGCGCGACGUCCUGGGAGGCGGUCGCCUCCUGCGAGCAGAUAAUGUUACAGAGGGAGGCCGCGGAAAGGGCUCGAGAGGAGGAUCCCUCUGCAGACCCAAUCCGCAAGCGAAGAGUCGGGCGGCGGAGACGCCAAUAUGCCGCUCUCCAACCGCCGAGUCGGGGCGGUGGGUACUAG